Austrofundulus limnaeus is the source of this 1457-nucleotide messenger RNA. RefSeq names its product alpha and gamma adaptin binding protein (gene aagab). The record is from RefSeq and is a predicted model, not a curated record. The transcript is spliced from 10 exons. NCBI's taxonomy places the organism in Eukaryota, Metazoa, Chordata, Actinopteri, Cyprinodontiformes, Rivulidae. The coding region runs from base 74 to 1051 and encodes 325 amino acids.
AAUAAAUAUCCUUAGAGAGCAGCUCGAUCGUUAGCCUUCCUAGCAGCUGAAAAGGCCUCUAAUUUUAAGAGAAAUGUCUGCUACAGAGGAAAACACAGAUAUGAUUAUUCCAUGUGUGCUUGUCACUAGCUGUGACAGCAAAUUUAAAGAAGAAGAAUUGAUAAAACAAAUCCUCGGUUCAGAGUCUUUGCCUCAGCCAACCAAGCGAGACGAAGCGGUAGCCUGGUAUUCUUGGACCAUCAAUAACAAGUAUUAUACAGCAGAUGUGCGACUGUGUGCUGUACCAAACACUUACUCAAUGUCAUCUGAGAUCGCCCAGUCCAUGCAGGCUUUCAUUGCUUACUUUGACAGUAAAGUGAAAGAUGGACUAGAAAAGCUAAAGCUUUGGAUUCCUGUGGUGGAAGACAUCGCUCCAGAGGUGCUCAUUCUUGUGUGUGACAGAACCGAUGAAAAUGGUGUCACAAAGCAUGAAGCACAGCAGUGGUGUUUAGCUCAUGCAUUUGAGCUUGUGGAGCUCAAUCCGCUGGAACUGCCAGAUGAGGAUGAUGACUUUCCAGAAUCCACAGGAGUAAAGAGAAUUGUCCAGGCUCUAAAUGCUAAUGUAUGGUCCAGUGUGGAGAUGAAGGAAGGACACAAUCAGGGUUUUGGUCUAAUGAGCAGUUUGGUGGCUUCCAGGCAUAACUCACGCCGCUGCCAGGAUCCAACAUCCUCCAGUUUGCCAGCAGAGGGCGCACUUCCUAACGUUACAGCCAACCAGACAGAGAAUCACACAAAAGCAGACAGACAGGAGGAAUCAGUAGUGGAUGCAAUGACUGAUUUAGACAUACAGGAACUUGCCAAUCUCACAGCUGGAGAUGCAGAUGUGGAUAACUUUGAACGCCUCUUUACCAAAUUAAAGGAGAUGAAAGAUUUUCAUCCUGCAGAUAAAGCUUCGUCAUUACCUCACGAGCAGAGAAAAGUUCACGCUGAGAAGGUGGCAAAAGCAUUUUGGAUGGCCAUUGGUGGCGAUGAAGAUGAAAUAGAUGGAUUAUCUUCAGGGGAGGAAAGUUAAAGUCUGUUACCUGCGGUUCAUUACUUCUGAUUUCCUUCGCUCACACAAGAGUCAGCUCCCAUGGACGACCUGCUCAUGCUUGGAAAGUGGAGAUGCUUACAGAUACUGUAGGCAUAGUUGUAUUUAGAAAAUCCUGAUUCCUAUAAUAAAGAAAUUGUUUUUAAAAUGAUGGAUAUUUUGUUCAGAGAAGCCAUGAGUGUCUCAGAUCUUAAGUCUUCCUCUCUGGGUCUCAUUCUAGACCGUGAUCCUCAAAAUGUGAUCGUGAUGCAGGUGGAAAACGGUUUUGAUUUCUGUGUUUGUAGGUCCAGUCUACAGAUGUAUUUGUUACAUGUGCCUUAUUCUGAGUUCUAAAAAGACAAUUCACAUUCAAAUGAAUCCACAUAAAAUCUUGUUUAUUUUUUGUUUU